Sphaerulina musiva SO2202 is the source of this 837-nucleotide messenger RNA. RefSeq names its product RmlC-like cupin. Bases 1 to 837 code for a protein of 278 amino acids. The transcript has a single exon. The record is from RefSeq and is a predicted model, not a curated record. Lineage: Eukaryota; Fungi; Ascomycota; Dothideomycetes; Mycosphaerellales; Mycosphaerellaceae.
AUGACCACGAGCACGACCACCUCCCCAUCUCCCUCUACCAACAAGAAUGGCAGCACCUCGAUUCUCCAAGUCACCAAAAGACCAUGGAAUGAAAGAGGCAAGGCGGAUCACGGCUGGCUGUAUUCCUUCCACACCUUCAGCUUUGCGAACUACUACGACCCGAAAUACGAGUCCUUUGGACCUCUCCGCGUGAUCAACGAAGAUCGCGUAGAACGCGGAACAGGUUUCGGCACGCACGCACACGCCGAGUUUGGUAUUUGGAGCUACAUUGUCCACGGCGAGCUCGAACACAAAGACAGCAUGGGCAAUCUAGAGAAACUGCGAAGAGGCGAAGUCCAAUUCACGAAUGCGGGAACAGGAAUUCGUCAUUCCGAAUACAAUCGCAACCAAAACGAAGACUGCCAUUUUUUGCAAAUUUGGGCUAAGCCCAAUGUGCGAGGUCUCACGCCUUCGUAUUGUACGAGAAAGUAUCCGGAUGAAUUGAAACAGGACAGACUGGUGCGGAUUAUGGAGGCCAAGGAGAGACAUGGUGGCAAAGAGGGUGAUACGGAACCGAUUGAAAUCUAUGCCGAUGUCAGUAUGGAUGCGUCGAUUCUUUCGCCGGGAAAAAGCGUCGAGCACGAGCUGGUCGCCCCCGGGAAGAGAAAUGUCUAUCUGCAUUUGGUGAUGAGUGAUAGACAGCAGCCGAAGACGGGCGGCGCGAAGAUUUCCGUGGGGGGUACUGUGCUCGGUGAGGGCGACGGAGCUUUCAUCAAGGCAGAAGGCCCAGGAGUGGUUCAAGUCGAAAGUGUUGGAGACUCACAGGCUGAAUUCCUCCUGUUCGAUAUGGGCCAGUAA